Molecule: messenger RNA, 2092 nt
Organism: Gasterosteus aculeatus aculeatus (three-spined stickleback)
Lineage: Eukaryota; Metazoa; Chordata; Actinopteri; Perciformes; Gasterosteidae
Source: RefSeq, a predicted model, not a curated record
GCUUUGGCUUCAGACAGCAGCAAGAAGAACACGAAGCAGCAGCAGCAGCAGGUAGAGGACAAACUACUGGAAGAAGACAGAAGUAACAGAAGAAGGAGUCUCCUGAAUGGCACAGGUGCAUGCUGGGACGUGCGGCGGAGACAUGGAGAGGUCGCAGCGUGACGUGAAGGGGAAGACGAAGAGGAAGAGGAGGAGGAGGUGUAAAGGCAAAGAACGAGGCAACGUGUUAUCGACUCUCAUCAAUCCCAUAAGUCACUGCGAUGCCGGAGUAUCAUCCGCUGAGGAUGCAGACAAUUCAAGUACGAGCAGUCUGGAGGUGAAAGAGAACCGUGAUGAUGGCGGCCAGCUCGACGGCCAGCUGCUGCGGAGGUAUCGCCCGUCGGCCUUCUGCACGGCUUUCCCCAAGCGCGGGCCGAGGGCCCCCAAGAGGAAGCGGCUCCACCAAAGCCACCCGACCUGCAAGAGAGCGGCCUGGGCGGCGGCUCGCAAGAACGCGCUGGUGCAGCUGAACGAGCUGCGGCCCGGUCCGCGGUACGAGGUGGCGUCGAAGACGGGCCCCCCGCACGCCCCGGUGUUCUCCGUGGCCGUCGAGGUCAGCGGCUUCCGCUUCGAGGGCCGAGGGCCCACCAAGAAGCAGGCCAAGAUGAGGGCCGCGGAGCUGGCCCUGCGCUCAUUCGUCCAGUUCCCCAACGCCUCCCAAGUUCACGCCUCCCCGCCCCGCCCCACCGGCGCUCCCUCGGACUUCACAGUGGACCAGCUGGAGCCCCCCGGCGCUUUCCUCGGGGAGUUCGAGCUGCGCGAGAGCUGCGACCUUCCGCACCGCAACGCGGCGAAGAAAGAGCUGUUCUCCAGCGUUUACGGCCACAGGCGAGUCGUCCGCCUGGCGCUGGACUUCACCUCCAGUCGCCCGAAGAGACGGCCCGCCGGCGCCGCGGUGCCCGAGCGGCUCAGCCCGGUGGCGCUGCUCAGCGAGCUGCGACCGGGGAUCAGGUACACGUGCCUGACGGAGAGGGUGCACGGCCGGCCGGCGAGGAGCUUCGUCAUGGUGGUCCGGCUGGAGGGGAGGGUGUUCGAAGGGUGUGGUCACAGUAAAAGGUCGGCCAAGGCGCGGGCAGCCGGCGCCGCCCUGCAGUCCGUUUACGGCAUCGGUCUGGGACCGGAGAGGAAGGUCACGGGUCUCCAACACCAGCUACCUCAGUUCUUCGCAGAGUCAAUCUUCCAGCUGGUGGAGGAGAAAUACUCGGAGCUGAGGCACGGACGCUCCUCCACCUCCCCGUACGCCCGCCACAAAGGCCUGGCAGCGGUCGUAAUGACCAGAGGAUUUGACCUGAGGUCGUCGCGGGUGGUGUCUCUGGCCACCGGGACUAAGUGUCGGGACUCGGACGGCGUCGGCGACCGCGAGGGUACGCUCAGCGACUGCCACGCCGAAGUCCUCAGUCGGAGGGCGCUGGUCCGAUUCCUGUACGCUCAGCUGGAGCUGCUGCUCUGUGAGCCGGCAGACUGUGAGGAACAAUCCAUCUUCGUCUCAAAUACAGCCGGUGGCGGCUUCCGGCUGCGGGACGGCGUCUUCUUCCACAUGUACGCCAGCUCGUCGCCGUGUGGAGACGCUCGACUCAACUGCCCCCACGAGACCACGGCUGCAUAUCCCAGCAGGAGGUUCCACUGUCACCUCAGGGUGAAGGUGGACGGAGGCGAGGGAACGCUGCCCAUCACAGCGCGGGGGGCCAAUCAGAACCCUCAACCUCUCGUCACCAUGUCCUGCACCGACAAGAUCGCAAAGUGGAGUGUUGUGGGCCUCCAGGGGGCGCUCCUGUCUCACCUGGUGGAGCCGGUCUACCUGCACAGCCUGACGGUGGGGACCCUCAGCCACACGGGUCACCUGGGCCGGGCCGUGGCCCGCCGCCUCGCUCCCGUCAGGCGCCUCCCGUUCCCGUACCGCCGGCAGAAGCUGCUGCUCGGCUGUACGUCCAACAUGGUUCCCACAUCUUUAGUAGUUAGAUUACAAGCCAAUAAACUGCCGAUAACACACGCGGCCACGGUGCUUUAAUUAGGUGUAGAUUCUGUUUUUUGACUGAAGUAACUAAGAUACAAA